GCGCCUCCCCGCCGCCGCGGUUUCCAUGGCGACCCGCGCCGCGCCGCUUCCACCCGGCAGUGUCCGGUUCCACCGCGCUGCCCCGGCGCCGGCCGCCGACCGAGACGGGGAUUCUUGUCUAGGACAGUCAGGCUAAGAAAUGGAUCCCUUACCCCUGACACUGACUGGACAUUCUCCAUGGAACGAGGCCGACACUCCUCAAACCCGCGACCUAAAGCACUUACGAGCCAAACGUGUGGCUUACUAUGAAUGCAUUGGGAUCAUCAAGAGCGAUGCUUCCAGAAAUGGCAGCCAAGCUGUGUCAAAAGCUUCCCAAGACAACAAAGUGAAUCCCUCAGAAAGCCAAACCUUCGGGGUGAGACCUCAGAGGUCACCGCGUUACUCGGCAGUUGGAAAGAAACCUCUGCGCGAGGAAAGGUCCAAAGUGGCUCCUGGAGAAGCAGAGCAGUGUCAGGACCACAGGGCCCAGGAGGGGCCCAAGGGAAACAGCUGCCCAACAGAACUGGAUCUCCAUCUGUUGGCCGAUGCUUUGGUCCCUGAGACACAGAAGCUGCGACAUGUUAUAAAUUGGGCCCAGAAGUUCUUGUCCAACCCUCCAGAAGAGCGUGGGUUGAAGAGGUCCACAACUUCUCUAGGACUCCCUCUGUCUAACCUUUAUCAAAGUUCAGAAGCUCUAGGAAGUAAGCGAAGUGCCCAUCUGAGGUCAUCUGAUUCUCUACCCCUGAACAGAGAAGACCAGUCCAGCACACAGACAGACAUUCCCAGCUGCCCUUCAAGGCCCCAAAAGAGCUGGUCAGAAACAAGCUUGUCUUCAGAAUUUCCAGGUUCCUUCCUGAAGGAGGGUUUUCUGGGCAGUCACUCUUGUGGGUGGCAAGAAACUACAUUUAGGAACGAAGGGGAGGGAAGAACCACUACGAGCUCUCCUGAUAGUCUUCAGAUGGAAGAUUCUGCUCAAGAAAAGUAUGAGAGAGCAGGAGAUAUUCAGACCCCCAAUGAGGACGAGAUGUUUCCCGAGGGGCUGGGGGCUCAGCUACAGUUGAGACACACUUCUGAAGAAAGUAAGGUUUUAGAGGAAACCAGACAGAACCCACCCAGAAAUGGUUACUUCUGGACUCCACUGACAGACAGCUCAGAGGAGGAGCGUUUGGAUGAACCUGGGGAGAGCAGAGGCACACCCGGAAGGAGUGUGCUAGGGAGGAGGUGCAGAGGGUUUUCAGGAAUUGCCUUGUCUCCCACAAGUGACAGCACACUAGUGUCAAAGACCAUGGUGCUGAGUGCGGCUUCCUUCCCUCAGGAAACACCCCUGGAGGCUGAAGUCAGGGAGGAGCGCAGAGGAGCAGCACAGUUCCCUGUGGGGACCCCCAAGGAUGUCACAGUGGAAUUCAGGGCUGACAGUUCCAGAGGUGAAGACCCCAUCCAGAGACUGCUUGAGGGUCAACGUAUGCCCCGCUAUGACAGCUCCAGUGAAAGGAGAAAGGAAUCAGACCAUGUGGGGUUCACUUUGGGGCCCCCUCAGACUUAUAUUAAGCAUAAAAAUGAGUGGAAACACAUCAUCACAGAGAGAGCGGGGAAGACUAUCACGGGGAGAGUACAAAGAGGCGGUCCGAACAGGAGUGUGCAGAGUUCUGCUGAAAGCAGUGCUCCUGUGACAACUCAGAGGCAGUUUGCUCUAACUCAGCCUGAAAGUUAUUUGGCCCCUCAGAUUGCCAGCCUCUUGCUGAAUGUCUCAGAGGGCCCCUUGCAGAAUGCUGCGUUUCAUGGACGCACAGGUGCCGGUGUCUUCUGUGGACCCACUGCAGAUGCACAUGGUGCACGUGGCAGCACUUGGUUUGACGAAGUGCCACCAUCUGAGAUGAAUGACAGAUCAGUACAGACACCUCGAAUGAUCACCAGGCAGACAACUCAUGAGCAAAAGGAAAAGACACUGCCUUCAAGUUGCCCCAUUUCUGGAGAGAUUUCCAAAACUGGUUUGAAGGGAUCCUUCCCACUCCAGGAUGUUGGCCUCUCCUGGAGUGAUGAGCCGCCCCAUGAACAGGAGCCAGGGGCCAGUGUACUGGAGACAUAUUAUUAUUAUUUGCAUAUGUUCAACAAAAUCAAGAGUCUCUCUUCAGAAGAGAGGAGCUCCUCUUUGCCUUCCCAGGAGCCUAGACUGUCCAAAUCAGAGUCAGUAAUCACAUCUCCACGAGGGAAGGGCAAGUCCAAAGGGGCCAGCCUGGACAGGGAGACCAAGGAAUGGAGAGAUGGGAGUGAGAGCGAUGCGGCUGUGGAAGGGAAGUUAUGCUCUGCUUCCCCCAAAAUGACAUCCAGAAUGACCAGCAGUGAGGGAUACUGGGAAAUGUCCAGCCCUGCAUGUUCAUCUCGCAAACACGGAGAUGUGAAGCCAAGAUCUCAAACCAUUUUGAGACCAAGCUCAGCUGAAGCAGAAGAGAGAACCUCCGCUGGGACUUAUUCCAGUGCUUAUGCUGUUGGAUCUGUUGAAAAAUUCCUUUGCAAGAAUGUGCCUCAAGAUGUGGAGAGAGAAAAUGAGGUACCCAGGCCAUGUGCUGUGUAAAUAAUCAACACGCUAGUCCCAUUGUUACUUAAUUUUGAAUAAUCCCAGCAUUUCCAAACAAAAAAAAAACCUUGCUUGAGUAGGAAAGUCAUUUGGUGAUUGGAUGGGCAUGGAACAUGGUGGAUGGGGAAGCUGAUGAGUCCUUCAAUUAUGGUUUUUCCUAAAGCCAGGUGAGAAUUUCAGAGUUCUUUCCCAGUAGUCAUUGCUUCAGCAGAGUUGUGGCAAUUGGAGUGAAAACACCUUUAAAGUGAAUCAUUGGUAAUUACGUAUAUUGACAAGUGAUUUGAUUCAGGUGGGAACCUUGGCAAACAGCCAUGCCUUUUCCAGGUGUUCCUGUUCUCUUAUUUAGACAGCUUUCUUUUUUUUCCUAAUAUGCAAAGUUGCUGUCAUGAAGCACCAAGAUGAAAAGUGCAGCAUUCACAGGAUAAAAAUAUGGAGUGUUGUGAAAUCCAGAAUCAUAAGUAAGAGGAGAACCUGAGAGUGUAAACCCGAAUCCUCAAAGACCUGAGGGAUUGCUCAAUUAAAGCCAGCUCAUCAAAGAACAGUGGCUUGCUUUCGUGUGUGUGUGGAUAGAUGCCCAUUGAUCCAUUAGAAUUAAGUGGGAUCACAAAAGAGAUGCUGGCUUCUCACAGUGGCUACUAUUGCCUGAUGAAAUAUGGAUUUAUGUGUUUUCCCUUCUGUCGCACAAAGAGCUCGCUCAGGUUGCACAAGUGUGUCACCACUUCCACCAGCUUGCAAGUGAUCAAAGUCUAUGUAAGCAGACAAAACAGUAUUCGAGAUGAAUGGGCCAUCAUUGGGAAGAAAAUGUCCAUUUGGCUUCAUCAAGUUUGCUUUCUAACUUUUCCAUUGUCUAAGAUAAGUCCUUUGGAAAAUGCAGUACACUUUACUGGCCAUUGUCAUGUUGACUGGUACAAUACUGUGACUUAUUCAUUUGUUCAUCCAUCCAACCUAUACACCAGGUGCUCUGGGGAUGACGAAGAGAAUGAGACAUCGGCCCCACCCUCAAAGUACUUUUGUGCUAUUGGGGAGACAGAUCUAGAGCCAACUAAUGGAGACAUAGCUAAUAAUGGCAAUAAUAAUAAUAAUGAUCAUUAUAAUCAUUUACUGAGUACUUUCUACGUGCCAGGCAUUAUACCGUUUCAUGGACUUUAUCUCGUUUAUUUCUCCCAACAAUCAUAUGAAUCAGAACUUUCUCCAUCCCCAUCUUGCCGAGGAAGGCAGGCAGUCUUGGAGAGGUUCAGUGACGCGCCUACAAUCUCAUGGCUGGUAGAUGGCAGAGCUUACUCAUGAACUCCAGUACUGCUGUUACAUAGGUGAAAAGCAAAGUGCUGGGUAGCUGUGGAAGGAGGGAGUAAUUCAGGAGGAAGUAGCAUUUGUACCAAGUUUUGAAGAAUGUGUCAUAUUUUGAGAAGUGGAGAAAUGGAAGGUAGAGGGAAGAAGGGCAUUCUGAAGAGGUUGAAUAGCAAGAAGAAAGCAAAGAGACAUUGCAUAAAUUAGGGAUUAUGUGUGGCUACAGAAACCCAAAAUAACAGCUUAAACUUUCAGAAAGGGUUUUAUUUUUUUCUCACAUGACAUGAAAUCCAUAAAUGGGUUGCCCAGGACUGAUAUAAUUGCUCAGUGAUGUCAUCAAGGAGCCAGGUUCCUUCUCUAUUUCUGCCAUCCUUAGGUCAUAGCUUCUAUAUUUAAGGUUGCUUCAUGGCCACAAGAGAGCUGCUGAAGCCCCAACCACUGUGUCAUAGAUCCAGAAAGAAAAAAAAAAAGUAGGGAAGAGUAAAAAGGCACAAACUCCUUUUAAAGAUUUCUUUUCUUAAAAACCCCUCCAAUGACUCUUAUAUCUCAUUGGCCACCUCUUUGUAUAAGGUAGAGUAGGAAAUUCAGAUGUUGUAUGUGGGUACAUUGAUUUGCUCAACAUUAUGGGGAUUCUGUUGAGAAGAUGAGCAUGGAUCUUGGAGCAGUAAUUAGCAUACUUGCUAUAAAUGAGAAGAGUGAACAAAUGGCAUGUGGCAAGUGGAGUUCAGAAUGUUGUGGAGAAGGAGGCUGGGGUCAAGCAGUAGAAGGAGUCCCUGAAAAUGCUAUACUAGAUUUUAUCCUCUGGAUAACAGGGAACAUUCAAAAGAUCCAACUAGAAGCAACGUGAAAGGUGCAUUAGAGAAAACUGUAAAUAGGAAGAAAAUCUAAUAAAUUGGAGUCCGCAGUGUACCUUGGGCAGAAGAAGGUGGCAGGGUACCAGCAGCGCGCAUGAGAAGAGGGGACACGUGCCCCAGACCCUCUGCUGCUGGAAUCAACAGAGUGGGGUGGCUGUGGGGGCGGUGGGGGAGGGACUGGGUGUCCACAGUGACUGAGGUUUCCAGUCAGAGGGACAGGAGAAUGCGGUGACUUCCCAAACGGUCUUACCGCGGCUUCAUUCCAUCAUUAGAGAAAGCGCUCAACACCGUAUUGAGGACGGAUCGCAGCAGUCUAGCUCUGGUCUUUCAAAGGCAGGGAGCAGCUUCUAACAAGAGAGAUUACUGAGCAGGGAGUUUCCUAAUUUGGGUCACUUGGCUUUCUUGGAUAAUUUUCUCCUGGGUGUUUGUGGUAAGCUGCUUCAUAGGAUUCCCCAAACCAGGGAUUGGUGAACUUUGGCCCAGGGGCCAAAUUUGGAAGCCUCCUGUUAUUGUAAAUGAAAUUGUUUUGGAAUGCAGCCAGGCCCGUUUGUGAACAUACUGUCUGUGGCUGCUUUCUUGCUUCAGUGACAGAGUUGAGCGGUUGCGACAAGGACCACAUGGCCUGCAAAGCCUAUGGCAUUUAGGAUUUCAAGUUUCUUCAUAACUUAAAAAAAAGUUUGCUGGCUUCUGCCUCUAAAACAUGAGACUCUACCUGAUGGCUCUUCUUCCAGGGCGUUUUCUGUGGAGAGAGAACGCUAAGCAUCCUUUCACUCCCGGGCCUGAGACUGAGGGGCUUAAUUAGUACUUUUUGUAAUGUUUGAGCUUUCUUGGAAAACAAAUUUCAAAAAAUAAACGACAUCAAAUAAAACAAAAUUAAAAUACAAUUUUGUUCUAUUUGCCUACUCUGCCAGGUGAUUAAGUAAGUUAUGUUGUCAUAGAAACAUUAGAAAUUAAUUAUGAGCCCCUGACAGGGCUGUUUCAUAUUUCACGUUUCGUAUAUAUUUGUUAUUGCAAUCUCAAGUGUGAAUACUGAGUCUUCCAGUGGAGCAAAUAAUAAAAGCAGACCUCUUCCCUAUUUGUGGCUAACCUUAAUUGAAGGUCAUUUUAAGAUUAUGAUUUUAGGUGUUGCGCAUUUUGACACCGGGACAAAUGGUUACAUAGAGAGUAGAAACAAACAGAAUAACUUCUGUGGGGUGAAAGAAUAAUUCUCCUAGGAGAUCUUUGUUCUGCGAACUAUUGCUAAGGCAGCCCCUCAAAUUACACCAUAGCUUCACAUUCACUAAAUUGAGAGGGAAAAAUUUCAGGAAUAAAUAGGACACCCCUGAGCUCUUGGGCACGUGUGGCUGUGGCUGUGUAUGAGCAGCCCCACUGUACAGGCCCAGUUGAGGGAAAGGGUGUUUAUGGAGGGGUAGCUGAGGCCUCCCGUUCACUUGUUCUUCUAGGCACCCUGCAGUCUGUCCCUGGCUUAAGUUCAGACCUUCAGGAGCUGUUUGUCUCCCUGCCUUGCAGCGUCCCCUCAGGGGAAUUUCAUCUGGCCUGUGGCCAUCUCAGUUGCUAUUGAGAAGCAGCCCUAGGAGGCUCAUUGUACUUUCUGGAAGCUUGUUGUUGAGAACACCACACCCCACAUUACACAGCUGCCUCCCUGUGGCACCCAUGGGGACGUUGCACUACCCGAAGUAGUUGUCCUUCUGUUUCGUGGCUCUUUUCUCGACUGUGCUGCUUUAGAAAGCAUAGAGCCAUGUUGGUGGCCCACCUAUAACGUGUAUAAAGGACUUCGGGGGUAUUUAUUUUGUUGACCAAGCACAGUGCUGGGUCUGAAAGUUCUCUUAUCCUUAUUUUUUCUUUACAUACCUUUUUGUUCCUUUUGAAAUGAUUUUCAUAAUUUAGAACACUGCUUUAAAUUAUAGACCGUACUGUCUACACUAUCUAUGCUGUCGGCAGACCGCCUGAACUUGUUUUGGGAUUCAGACUUUGAAAAAAGCAGUGGGUCUUAAACUUGAGCAUGUCCUGGAAUUACCUGGAAGGCUUGGGUAAGACAGAUGACUGCCCUCCCCCACAUUUGUGAUUCUGUGGGUCUGGGCCAGGCCUGAGACUGCUCAUUUCUAACACAUUCCCAGGAGAUGCUGAUGUCUUAUUAUGCAGCUGGCCCCAAUCUAGGCAUUGGGGGAUGAAGGUCCUUGUCCUGAGGGAAUUUUCUGAAUGGCUGCAGAGAUGAGGAAUACAUAUAAAUCAGAGAAAAGGACAAUGCCUGGCCAAGUGUAGAUCAGGGGUGGAACGAUUCAUUGUGAAUUUGGUCUUUAGGAAGGAAUGCAGGGUGAAGUAGGGCUUGAGCUGGUCUUGGAAGUGUGGAUAGGGGUUGAAUGGUGAAUAAAAGAUGAUGGGGAGAGGCCUUGUGAUUAAAGGACAGACUAGCAUGGGCAAAGGGCCAGCACUGGAAAAAAGCCCCAUAAAACCAAGUCUGGCUGAACGCAGAACACACUUCCAGCUCUGCAGAGCAGUGUGCCUCCUUGGCCAUGGAGGAGGGUGCCCCACCCAAGCUGGCCCCACCCUCCCGUCUCACCUCCCCUCUGCUUUCCAUUUGAUCAGAUCCCUCAUCGUUCCCUGACAACUUUCCAAGGCUGUUCCUGAUCCUUUGCCCCUGAUCGCUCCUUCACCUGAUGGCCACUUUUCUUCUUUCUGUACUGGUCCCACAGGGCACAGCUCAAAUGCCACCAAUGACCCAAUGAAAAUGCUCCUGGUUCCUCCCCAAACCCUACAUCAGUGAUGAGAGAAUAGCUUGCAUUGACGAGGACAUCAUUCCUUCCCCAUUUACUUGUGUCUGACUUUAUCGUCUCUCAAUUCUAGUUUCCCAGCUCUUCCUCUGUGACAACCCCUGUUCUCCAAGUGUGGUCCACAGACCGACAAUAUCAGCCUUACCUGGGGACUUGCUGGAAACGCAAAUGCUCCAACGCCACCUCAGACCUGAAUGGGAGACUCUGGGGCUGGGGCUCAGCAAUCUGAAUUUUCACAAGCCCUUCAGGUGAUUCUAAUCAGUGCUGCUCUAUGAAGAAAGCUAAUUACUGGCAAGUGGCCCCUGAAGCCCUCCCAGAUGACAUCCCAGCUCUCUAAUUACUAACAGUCCAUUUUAAGAGUUGAGAUUUUUGUGUUUCUUAUAAGAUGAACAGUUUUAAUUUCCUCAGCAGUUGGCUUUAAAAACAAAAUGAAGAUGUUUUCUCCGUAACUUUAACAUUUCACUGACUUUAUUAGGUAGUACAAAUGCCCUGGCCACUUUUUUUAAUGAUGGUAAUUCAACCAUAGAUAAUGAACGCUUUGGAGUGCUGUAACAAAUUGGAUAAUAAUAAUGAUUUAAGAGAAGUCAAGCUAUCUAACAGCAGGAAGAAAAACCCUGUUGAUUAAAUUCAUUUUUCUAAAAAUCACAUCCGUUUAAACUAUAUUCAUACCUAAAAUCUUCUAAUGCCUUGCAUAAUCUGUGUCUAGUAUAAAUACUUUCUCAUAGAAAGAACUGAAGAAAUAACAAGGAAUUCUAUCUAGAAACACUGCAGUUUUUAAGGAUUUGCAACACGUUGCUUAUUCUCCAGUGAAAUUAUAACUGCUUGGCCAUGACAUAGAGUAUGUGAGAAAGCUUUUUCCACACAAACACAAAUGUGUGUAUAUAUACACAAAUCUAAGUGUAUGUAAGUGACCUGCUAAGUUCUUUUAUUAAUUUUUUCUCUUUUAACUUUAUUGAGGUACAAUUCACAAAAUAUACACUCAUUUAAAGUA
Molecule: messenger RNA, 8457 nt
Organism: Equus caballus (horse)
Lineage: Eukaryota; Metazoa; Chordata; Mammalia; Perissodactyla; Equidae
Source: RefSeq, a predicted model, not a curated record